CAUACAUUUCUAUAUGCUCGCUCCGGCAACGCGGGCGGUGGGAACCACGAGAUAAAUCUAAACUCAUCCGAAGAUGUCGUGGAAGGUCCUCAGAAUGGCGGACGCGUUCACGAUGUGGGAAGACCACGGCCACCAGACCCUGUCGCUAUGAAGACGACCGCGGAGGGUCUGUUGUCCGACGACGACAACUCCUUCGAGGAGGACGACGAGACGACCCCGCUCAAUGCAAAUUACAGCCGCAGAAACAGUCAAGACGCCAAGGGAUGGGACGUCUUCGUAGUAACACCCAACGAAGAAAACGACGAGACCAUCAGCUCAAAAUGGGUGGACAUCAUCCUCAAAGUUAUGAAGGUGGUUUCCUACUUCGUCACCUUCGUCCUGGUACUGGGCAGCUCUGUGCUUUCCAAAGCUAGCCUUCUAUUCGCUGCCUCGCACGUGGGCAGACGUAAUGUUCCUGUCUGUCGAAACGGCCUCGCUCUCGAACGAGACAAAGACCAUGAAGCUGUGCUGUCAGACGUGGAGCACAUCGCCUGGGUUUGGGUGCUUUUCGUCUGUCUUGUGGUACCGGAAUUAUUCGCACUCUUCCGUAGCAGUCGUAUCUGCGUCUUCAAGUCAUACCGGCGUCCGAAUACCGCAACCUUCUUCACGGUCCUGAUCGCAGAAACCCUUCACACAGUCGGACUAUGCAUGCUCGUGUUCAUAGUUCUACCAGACCUAGACGUCGUCAAGGGUGCCAUGCUGACGAACUGCGUUUGCUUCGUGCCUGGCGUCUUGGGCAUGCUCUCCCGGCACCGGGGCGAGGACAAGCGCGCCCUGCGCGUUAUCCUAGAUAUACUCAGUCUGGGUGCUCAGGCCACAGGAUUCAUCCUCUGGCCCUGGGUUAUGGGAGGGCCUCGAUCCUGGGCCAUACCGAUAUCCGUCUUCCUCGUUUCUUUCCGCUGGUGGGAAAACUUUGUAGACAAGAGAGCUUCCGCCCGGUUCGUCGCCAGGUUGGCAGAAAUGAAAGAUGACCUGCGCCGCAGCCGCUACUUCACGUAUAUUUUCAUCUCUUGCUGGAAGAUCUUGCUAAUCUUCGCUUGUAUGCUCGGUUUCAUGAGCAUAACACUCGAUCAUGUCCUCACGCUGUUCAGCCAGCUAGGAUCUGCCUUGAGUAAUCACUUGAUCAGCGUUGUACAAAUUAGGCGUUUAGGUGUGUUGGGUGACCUCCCGGACCUUCCAACGGCUAGUCCUUUGGACGAUGACAUCCAGCUGGUUACCAGUCAGUGGACUCCAAUCCUGGCCAUCGUCAUUCAAGUGCUCUCUACUCUGCUCUGUUAUGUGUGCGCGAAAUUCGCUUGCAAGAUCUGCAUUCAAGGCUUCAGUUUCGCAUUCCCGGUUAGCCUUACGGUUCCAGUCUCCGUGUCGUUACUGAUUGCCGCUUGUGGCAUCCGCACGGAAGACGUCUGUUUCUUCGAAAGUUACCUACCGAAGUAUCUAUUCUGGAGAUGUCCGAACGGAGAGUUCUUCCAAGAUUUGGUAUCAACGCAGCACGCUUGGAUAUGGCUUGUCUGGUUGCUGUCCCAAACGUGGAUCGCUGUCCACAUCUGGACCCCGAAGUGCGAGCGUCUGGCUACUACCGAAAAGCUGUUCGUUAACCCCAUGUACUGUGGCGCGCUAGUUGACCAGUCAUUGGCGCUCAACCGUCGACGAGACGACGAAGGGGAACUCAAAAGUGAAGAAUUAACGCUUGACACGCACGACGACAAUGACAUCUCGCAAUACUACGAGACCAUAUCAAUUCAUACGGAAUCUUCGGGCAAUCAGAACAGCCGUCCGGUAUCCACAGUGAAGACGUCCGACCAAAUCAUCAGGAUCUACGCGUGCGCCACCAUGUGGCACGAAACGACAGAAGAAAUGAUUCAGAUGUUCAAGUCUGUUAUCAGGAUGGAUGAAGACCAGUGUGCCAGGAGAAACGCACAGAAAUACUUGCGAAUCGUGGAUCCUGACUACUACGAAUUUGAAGUGCACAUCUUCUUCGACGACGCCUUUGAACUGAGCGACGACAACGACCAAGAGAUGGUAGUCAACCGGUUCGUGAAACAGAUGGUUCGUGUUAUCGAUACGGCAGCCAGUAACGUCCACCAGUGUAACAUUCGUCUGAAACCGCCAAAGAAGUUGCCCACGCCAUACGGCGGUCGCCUUGUCUGGCAGAUGCCCGGAAAGAACAAACUAAUCGCUCACCUCAAAGACAAAAGCAAGAUCCGUCACCGAAAACGCUGGUCACAAGUCAUGUACAUGUACUACCUUUUGGGCCACAAGCUCAUGGAGCUCCCCAUCGAUGUGAGUCGCAAAGCAGUCAUGGCUGAGAACACCUUCAUCCUGGCACUAGAUGGUGACAUCAACUUCAGGCCACAUGCUGUUCAAUUACUCGUUGACUUGAUGAAGAAGAAUCGUGGACUAGGUGCUGCCUGCGGAAGAAUCCAUCCAGUCGGAACUGGUCCCAUGGUAUGGUACCAGAAAUUUGAGUACGCCAUCGGUCACUGGCUGCAGAAGGCCACAGAACACAUGAUCGGUUGCGUACUCUGUAGUCCCGGAUGCUUCUCCCUCUUCAGGGCCAAAGCACUGAUGGACGACAACGUCAUGCGAAGGUACACCACUCGCUCCGAUGAGGCUCUCCACUACGUGCAGUACGAUCAAGGGGAGGAUCGUUGGCUCUGCACUCUUCUCUUGCAACGGGGUUACCGUGUCGAAUACAGCGCUGCUUCUGAUGCUUACACACACUGUCCAGAAGGUUUCGGCGAAUUCUACACGCAGCGUCGUCGUUGGGCUCCAUCCACCAUGGCUAACAUCAUGGAUCUGCUGGGCGACUACAAAAGGACUGUCGCAAUCAACGAUAACAUCUCAUUCCCGUACAUUGUCUACCAAGGCAUGCUUAUGGUGGGCACGAUCCUGGGUCCUGGUACCAUCUUCCUCAUGUUGGUCGGUGCCAUGGUGGCUGCCUUCAAGAUAUCCAAUUGGAUUUCGUUCUCCUACAACAUUGUACCGAUACUUCUUUUUAUGCUUAUCUGCUUCACUACUAAGAAUAACAUCCAGAUUAUCGUCGCGCAGAUCAUGAGCGCUACCUACGCUUUACUCAUGAUGGCGGUGCUCGUGGGAACGGCUAUCCAGAUAUCGGAAGACGGUGUGGGGUCGCCAUCGGCUAUUUUCCUCAUCUCGUUGUCCGGCAGCUUCUUCGUCGCAGCGGUCAUGCACCCGCAAGAAUUCAUGUGCAUUAUACCCGGGUUACUCUACUUCCUCAGCGUUCCUUCUAUGUAUCUACUGCUCAUACUCUACUCCCUUAUAAACCUCAACGUAGUCACUUGGGGCACAAGAGAGACGGAAACCAAGAAAUCAAAGAAAGAUAUGGAAGCAGAAAGGAAGCUACAAGAGGAGCUCAAAAAGAAAAAGAAGAAAGGCUUGCUAGGUCUUCUUGAUCUGAGCAAAGAAGGGGACGAGGGCUUUAGUCUACCUGGCCUUUUCACAUGCAUGUUUUGCUCCAACCAAGCGAACAAGGAAGACAAGUACCACCUGGUGCGAAUCAGCGAUCAACUGGACACCUUGGGAAAGCGUAUUGCGGGAAUGGAGCGCAUGCUGGAGAACGCUGGGCAUGGAGGGAACUCACUGGCUCACCAACCGUUCAGACGUCGUUCCGGUGGACGGUCUUCCAGACAAUCGGAUGCCGGCGGCGGACUCUCAGUUCUGAACGAGGAUGCUGUCGAGGAAAAUGAUGAUGAAUAUGGCAGCGAGACAGGAUCUCUCAGCGAACAACUAGAGCCGAGGCAGGAACGUGAUGACCUCAUCAAUCCCUACUGGAUCGAAGACAAGGAACUGAAACGUGGUGAAGUCGAGUACCUUCCAGGAGCCGAAAUUCAGUUCUGGAAGGACCUUGUCGAGAAGUACCUGUACCCCAUCGACGAGAACAAACAAGAACAGGCGCGCAUCGCCUCCAACCUGAAGGAGUUACGCAACCGUGUCGUAUUCGCUUUCUUUAUGCUAAACGCCCUCUUCAUUCUCAUCGUAUUCCUUCUGCAGCUGAACAAAAAGCAGUUGCACGUCAACUGGCCACUAGGCGUCAAAACGAACAUCACUUUCGUCCCAGAUACCAGUCAGGUGAUCAUCGACAAGGAGUACCUUCAGCUGGAGCCAAUCGGUCUCAUCUUCGUGAUAUUCUUCGCGGUUAUCAUGAUCAUCCAGUUUACGGGCAUGCUGUUCCAUCGAUUCGAGACCCUUUCUCACAUUCUGGCUUCGGUAGAACUUUCGUGCUGCAACCAGAAGGUGGACGACGUGAGCGACGACGCCUUCAUCGACAGAAACGCUAUACAAAUCGCGCGACAGUUGCAGAGGCUAAAAGGCAUCGACGACGACGAACCCAGCGACGAAUACAUGGGCCCUGAACGUCUCGAACGCCGCAAGACGAUACAGAACCUCGAGAAACGUAGACACCAACGCGCUCGCACCGGUACCCUCGAUGUGGCCUUCAGAAAACGGUUCAUGAACAUCAAUGCCGUGGACGCCGAGGGUACUCCCGUCUUAAGCGGUCUACGACGUUUCAGCCGUAGCCGCGAUACUUUACGAGCGUUGGAAGUGAGGCGGAAUACAGUACUGGCAAACCACAGUCGCAUGCAGACGCUCGGAGCACGGAACGAGUAUUCUGGCGUCGGCGGCGGUCGGCGUCGAGCAAAUAACAUCCCUGCCGACCGCGUCUUUGCAAAUGCGGAUAGUGGAGCGUACAGUAAUGGUGGAUACGAAACAGCAGCCACACCAGAGGAAGAUGGACUUCGCCUGCACGCCUACGGUGACCGACGGAGUAUUGCGAGUUAUGACGACCGACAGAGUCAUAUGUGAAGCGACAGUCGAUAUGCUGACGAAGAGACUAUGACUACCGACCCGACGUGUAGAUCUUGGAUGUCCUGAGCGUGGUAAAAAACUUUAUGACAUCUAGUGAGAGAGAAUGAGUGACAGAAGGAAGGAAGUUGCUCCAGUGCUGCUCCAGGGGCCUGGUGAAACGUCAGGUUGCAACGGCAUGGCAACAACACUGAGACAUAUCAGUCUGCGGCUCAGGCAACGUCGGGGCUUCGUGGAAGAGGAUGUUCGCGACGUGGGGUAUAACAAUAACGGUUUUCAGGAAAAGUUGUGUAUUUCGUGACGAGCAUCAAGUGUUUGUGAACGACACGCUCGCCUGAGAACGUCACCAUGCAGGUCGUGCCAUCAGUAAGGGACUGGCUGGUUUGUGAGUCACAAUAUAAAAUGCAGUAGAUGCAGCUGUCCGUUUCCCUCUAGAGAUUAAACACUAGGUCGCAACAGAUCAGAUUGUGACCAUUUAUUUAUUAC
Ornithodoros turicata is the source of this 5349-nucleotide messenger RNA. RefSeq names its product chitin synthase chs-2-like (gene kkv). The transcript is spliced from 15 exons. The record is from RefSeq and is a predicted model, not a curated record. Gene Ontology annotation, molecular function: chitin synthase activity. Gene Ontology annotation, cellular component: cell periphery; cell septum. The coding region runs from base 148 to 4863 and encodes 1571 amino acids. Lineage: Eukaryota; Metazoa; Arthropoda; Arachnida; Ixodida; Argasidae.